Molecule: messenger RNA, 2007 nt
Organism: Fusarium mangiferae
Lineage: Eukaryota; Fungi; Ascomycota; Sordariomycetes; Hypocreales; Nectriaceae
Exons: 7
Coding region: 1-2007 (668 amino acids)
Molecular function (GO): oxidoreductase activity
Source: RefSeq, a predicted model, not a curated record
AUGAGCAGCUCGAACAUGGAUCAGCUGGAGAAAGCCCAUAAGGCGGGUGUUGUACUCGGCCUUGCUGGCUUUGGUGUAGCACAACGUGUUGACAUCGACGUCAUGUUGACCGAGCAGCCCGAUACGUUCAAUCUCUACCUUAUCGCCUUGAUGGAACUCCAAGGCAUUAAGAACCUGCCUUGGCCUACCCCUGAAGACUAUUCAUUCGAAGAUGGGAAGUCGAUGGACUUGAAAAUGUCCUGGUUCCAACUCACUGGCAUUCAUGGACUACCUAUGAGUCCUUGGGAUGGUGAGGGGGAUCAGGGAUACUAUUGUACCCAUUCUCUGCCGAACUUUGGAACCUGGCACCGCCCGUACUUGGCAAUGAUGGAGCAAACCCUGUUUCGUCAAGUAGCCAACGUCGCCAAACGAUUCUCUGAGUCGGACAUCCCAGAAGAACAGAAGAAGAAGUAUCUCGAUGCUGCGCAGAAGUUUCGCAUCCCUUAUUGGGACUACUACCGUCCCCGAGAUAAAGCCAAGACUACCUUCCCAGGAGUCACAAACCCCAAAGAUGGCACUACAACCGCUCCUUUUGACUGGGGUGCUCCGCAAAUCUUCACAAUGCCCCAGGUCAUGGUCAAGCGUCUUCCAGAUAACGAGCUUAUUUCGAUGCCCAACCCCUUCUUCCAGUUCAACUUCAAUAGUGAACAAUUCAACAAGAUCAUCCCCAGCGUGAGGUUUCCGACUCAACUCGCGAACGUUAAAAAAACAAUCCGGCACGGGGGUUCUGAUGAAAAAGCUACGCAAAGCAUGAACGAUAAGCUGAAUUCAAUCCGUGAGGACGAGAUUCGUCUCUGCCUCUCUUUGAUCGAAGACGAGGUUUACAGAAAUUUCAGAACCUUCUCAACCAACGCGGUCCUUCCGAAGGCCAAGCAGCAACCCGAAUCAACGCUCGAAAAUGCUUCCGGAUCGAUCGAGGAUUUUCACGGUAAAUAUCAUGGCUACAUCGGAGGCUUCCGCAGCGGACAUAUGAGUUUCAUUUCAACGGCGGCGUUUGACCCGAUCUUCUGGAUGCACCAUUGCCAAAUUGACAGACUUUUCGCCAUCUGGCAGGCCGCUAACGGCAAGGAGCACUGGUUCAAUGAGCUUGAGCCAGAGGAUCAGCCACUGGGCGAUGCGGACCUGACGCCGUUCCGCAAAUCGUUCCCUGAGGACAAGGAGAAGCAGUACUGGAACUCCCACCUAGCCAGGCAGACCGCGGAUUUUGGCUACGCAUAUCCGGAAUUGGCGGAUGGACAGACAGGGGACACAGUUCGUGAAGACUUCCGGAAGAAGUAUGAAUGGGCUCGACGAACCACUGCAAGGCGGGUUUUAGGCACACCCCCGGACAAUAUGCGACCUAUACAAGUUGGAAGCGCCCAAGUAUUUAAUUGGGAAGCCGUUACAUCACCUGGAGAUCUCGUAACGACUCCUGGUCUCCCAGUACAUGAAAUGCAACAGGAAACCGCCAUGGCGGCAAUGGCAUCUAACGCACAGCACGAAGAUGAUUGGUACAUUGAUAUCGUGGUCGAGAGAAUGUUUGCUAAUGGGUCUUACACCAUCUUUUACAUCAUCGGCGACGUUGAAGGACAGACCGGUGAGGAUUGGUCAUCACUCCCUGGCUUUGUAGGUAUAUCACAUAUCUUAGCCGCACCGACCGAUGUAUGCGAGAACUGCGCCCGCCAGGAUAAUCAAGGACAGCUUGUGACCAGUACAACUCCUAUCACUUCGAUGCUCCUCGACUACGUCCAGAUUGGAAAGCUGAGCAGUAUGGAGGAAAACGACGUGAAACAAUUCCUCAUUAAGAAUUUGAAGUGGCGAGUCCAGACUGUCGUUGGCGAGGUCCUUGAUCCCAGGCACAUGGCUAAGAACCAUAGUUUCAACCUCAGCAUUAGUCGCAAGCGGACUCCAGUGCCACGCAGCGCAGGUGAUGUGCAGUAUGACACUUACCCCGAGGUCAUCGAGGCUAUUAUCAGAAACUCCUCUUAG